GUUCACAGGUAUGUCGGUUGAAUUUCCUACUCACCUUGUAUUACCGGCACACGCGGGGCUGCCUCUCUAUCACCACGCUCCUUACUAGCUACACUUUCUCCCUCUCACACUGUUUCCUUUCUCUGUUGUCCCUUUACUUUUUAUUGUCUACUCGAAUUUGGGCUUUUCUUUAUAUGCACAUAAUUACUCUACCUACAUUGGUCCUAUCUGGCAGUAUAUCCUGUGGGUUGCGGAGCUCCUGCCGAGCUCCGACCCUCCAGCGAUAGCUAGUGUGCAACAUGAUGCUGACAGAGCCGUCUUUCUCGUUCAGCUUCAGCUAUCCCAACGGUGAACCUCAGACCCCUACGAGGACUCCCCCGACAACCACAAUCUUUGGCGAUUCCGCUUUUCAGACUCCCAAACUCGAAUCCAGCUUCUUCGAUCCCCGGGUUACCUGGGAUACUUCGGACCCCUAUGCCUCGAGUCCGGAAUUCCUCCGCACGCCCCAGAAGUUUGGGCUGAGCACACCUUCCAUCAACCCUCUCCGGCUGCCGGACACUGCCUCCGACCGACCGACAGACACUGAGGACAAUUCCCGGAAUGGCAAAGCGGCGGAGCAGGACACAGAUACGGCCAAGAGACGUCGUCCGUCGAGGCCACAUGGGCAUGUGGGAGAGGACGGUCCUCGCACGGUAGAUUCAGCCAAAUCUGCUGCGACAAUUCAAACCCCUCCUCCCAGCAGUGCUUCUAGGAAGAAGGUGACGGGGCUUGACGAGGCCACUGGUACAGGUCGACGGCCGUCCGCCUCGAGUAUGGUUGGCGGCCAUUUAGAGACUCCCAGUCGGUUACUGGGGGCUUCCCCACGACUCUUCGGAGAUCUUCAAUCCUCCCCAGACCCAUUCCAGCUAGGAGCAAUCGAUUCUGCAGCCUCUACAUUCUUCCCACAGCAAAGGCUAUUUUGGGACCAUGAUUUCAACCAGCACGAGAGCAAUAUGGGCCUGUCGGCCAGUAACAACCUCGAUUUGUUUGACCUUCAUGCCAAUGACUCCUUCCAUGUCAACCACACCACCGCCCCAGAUUCUCACAUCCCACAAUUGCCCAUAAUCGAAGGGAACACGGACCUCCCCGAUUUCAACAGUAGUACAUAUAACCUCUCCUCUGGGGUGACCACUACCGACGCUGCCCUGUUUCCUGCCCCUUUUUCUACUUCCCCUCGCCGCCCUAUCACAAAAGCAGAAGAUCCAGCGCUGUUUCUGAGCUCCCCUGCACGCCGAUUUGGUGGGCUGCAGCCGACUCCCGAGAAGAGGCUCUUUUCCCGACCGACUCGCCAGCCCUACCAUCACCAAACGGAAGAGUCCAAGAGAGAAGAGCUCCGCCGUGCUCGCAGCGUCAACCACCAUAUUCCUGUUUAUGAGGAUGAUGAUGACGAUGACUACACUCCCCGUCAGAUGAGGCCUGCUCUGACUCGUAGCCUAACGCACAGUGCUAUUGCAGGGUCUGCCAGCCGAUCGGCGUCUGGGUGUAUGAUGGCUUCCAACGGAAUCCGGAAGAGUCCCUCCAAGGGUCGCUCGUCGCCUAUCAAGCCCAUUCGUCAUCAGCUGUCGAGGGCAAACUCGGUGGCUGCUAGUCUGCCCAGACGCUCUCAGUCUGUAGUCCUCAAAAUAGGGAAAGACGGUAGAGCUAAGGCGGAAAUGCAACCUGUGCCCGAGGCAUCCACCGGCUUGACGGACCCCCUCACAGGAAUGGACUUGGAUGGCUCGACCACGGAAAGCGAGUAUGACUCGGUGGACUACUGUGAAUACCCACUUGUCCCCAGCCGCAACCCUUCGUUUGCAUUUUCCGACGCCAGUGGUGCGACGAUUGCUCGUAGUGACUGUGGUUCACGGCCCCAUUCGAAGGGUUCCUAUACCUCUACGGCAGCGUCGUCCUCGGGACGAGCAUCGCCAUGGGCUGACGCCGGUCGAGGGCCUUCCAGGCGACCACAGUACAAGCCUACUCUGGAUGACUGGAAGCGCACCCCGAAGAAGCAGUUGACAACGCUACACUCAGACCUGUCAUACCUCAGUGCCGGUUCCCUAGGCGAGCCUUUUGCUGAUCCCGAGGACGACAGCGGUGACGCCCAGCAUGCACUCCGGAAGGUCCUUCAAGAGAGAGGUCGGAUCCCUCGUCCGCACACUGUGAGCUACGGGUCACGGAUCAGCCGUUCUGCUCGCUCUCUCGCCCACCUCCGAUCGUCCCCGCCACGAUUUGGUGCGGAGCUUGACCUCAGCUCACGAACCACGAACACAUCGCCCACGACCAUGACCGACCCCGACAUAGCCACCCCCGUCACCGACCGCUUCAGCAACCCCAGCAAUGGGACCCGGUGUGUCUGCAAUUCCAUGGACAAUGGUGGCCACCUCAUGAUCCAAUGCGAAUCAUGCAGUCACUGGUUGCAUACCAAGUGCGUCGGACUGGAGCGGGCCAACCUGCCAUCCGUGUAUGUGUGCAUCUUCUGCGCCCAGACUCCCACUCGAAAGAAUCAUCGGGUCCGAGUGCCUGUCGGGGCUCCUGGACACGCACCCACCUCGCCUCUAGCUCAUAAAUCCUACCGAUUUCGAUGAACGUAAUGACCACGGCGCCCAAUUGGCGUCUUUUUUCAUUCUUCGUGUACCAUUCUCGCACCGAGUUUUUGUACGACUUGACCUACAUCCCGGGUGGGUUCUUUUUUUGCAUUGAUGGUCUCGCCAACAGGCAGGCCUACGCCUUUCAUUUCCCCUUUUCCACCGGGUUUCCUUUGUUCAUCUGUGUGCCAGAGCUUAGACAUACCCCCAAUUCCUUGCGACGUACAUUUCAUCCGCUUCGAGCGGUCAUGUAUCACAUCCCAGCGAUGACUGAUCACCUGUGGAUGUUGGAUGUUUUUAAUUUGUUCUAUUAAUUGUGUGGCGAGAGACUUGUGAUACCUGUACUCUUAUAUGUUCGCCACCCUGAAAUGAAACCAACUACCAU
Messenger RNA from Aspergillus welwitschiae, 2967 nucleotides. Its product is annotated as PHD finger domain protein. The record is from RefSeq and is a predicted model, not a curated record. The transcript is spliced from 2 exons. Lineage: Eukaryota; Fungi; Ascomycota; Eurotiomycetes; Eurotiales; Aspergillaceae. Bases 279 to 2582 code for a protein of 767 amino acids.